Molecule: messenger RNA, 2973 nt
Organism: Ochotona curzoniae (black-lipped pika)
Lineage: Eukaryota; Metazoa; Chordata; Mammalia; Lagomorpha; Ochotonidae
Gene: TAF4B
Product: TATA-box binding protein associated factor 4b
Exons: 16
Coding region: 1-2637 (878 amino acids)
Biological process (GO): DNA-templated transcription; transcription initiation at RNA polymerase II promoter
Cellular component (GO): transcription factor TFIID complex
Molecular function (GO): RNA polymerase II general transcription initiation factor activity; protein heterodimerization activity; DNA binding
Source: RefSeq, a predicted model, not a curated record
AUGUCCGCGGGCCUCACAGAACCGGCGGGCGCCGCUCCCUCAGCCGUCGGGAGCGCCUCAGGGACCGUGACCAUGGCCCCCGCCGGGACCCUGCCGCUGCGGGUGGAGAGCGCGCCCCUGGCCGGCGUGACCAAGACGCCUGUCGGUGUCUGCGCCGAUCCCUCGGCGUCUCAGCAGCCCCUGCGGUCCCCGGUGGGGACCGUGGUGACCAAGGUGGCUCCUGUCAAUGCGCUUCCUCAACCCGGCGGCGGUGGCGGCGGCGGCUCUAGGCUGCCCGCGCCUCAGAUAGUUGCGGUGAAAACCCCCAACACCACGACCAUCCAGUUGCCGGCUAAUUUGCAGCUUCCUCCAGGAACAGUUUUGAUCAAAAGUAACAGUGGUCAGUUGAUGUUGGUAUCUCCCCAGCAAGCUGUGACAAGAUCUGAGGCCACGACUAAUGCACUUUCAAGGCCAGCAGUGCCAGCAAAUCCUCAAACAGUCAAAAUCUGUACCGUGCCGAACUCUAGUUCACAAGUAAUCAAGAAAGUGGCGGUGGCACCUGUUAAAAAAUUGGCACAAAUAGGAACUACUGUGGUAACCACUGUUCCAACGUCUUCCUCAGUACAAUCCAUGGCUGUGCCAACCAAUACUAUCACUGUAACGCCUGCCAGGCCGUUGAACACAGUAACCACUCUGAAACCUCCAAGUGUGGGACCAUCAUCCACCUCCUCAAAUGAGCCCAGUUUGAAAACGGAGGGACCAGCAAGUGCUCAGACCACCCUUUCUCCACCAAUGCUGGAAAAUGUGAAGAAAUGUAAGAACUUCCUUGCAAUGUUAAUCAAACUAGCAUGUAGUGGGUCACAGUCCCCAGAAAUGGGGCAAAAUGUGAAGAAACUUGUGGAGCAACUUUUGGAUGCAAAAAUUGAAGCAGAAGAGUUUACUAAGAAACUGUAUGUUGAACUGAAGUCUUCACCUCAGCCUCACCUAGUUCCUUUUCUUAAGAAAAGUGUGAUUGCCUUACGACAGCUUCUACCUAAUGCCCAGAGCUUCAUUCAGCAGUGUGUUGAGCAGACUUCUAGUGAGGGUGUCAUUGCCACCUGUACCACAGCGGUGACAGCUGCUCCCGCGGUUACGACUACAGUUUCCGUCAUUCAGCCUGAAAAGCCCAUUGUGGUUUCUGCAGCAGCAGCACCCAGAGCUGUGUCAGUGCAGACUCUGAAUACACUUGCUGGUCCAGAUGGAGUAAAACCUGGACUUGUGACUCUUCAUUCUGUGGGUCCAGCUACUGUACAAGGAGGAACAACAGCUGGAACUGUUUUGCUUCAAACUUCAAAACCACUUGUGACAUCUAUACCAAAUACAGUUACAACGGUCCCACUUCAGUCUGAGAAGCCAGUUGCCUCUGGAGCAGUGACCCUGGCCCUUCCUUCAGUAGCUUUUCGAGAAACUUCAGCUACAGCUCUUUGUCUUCCAUCUGUAAAACCUGUUGUUACUCCUGCUGGGAGCACAUCUGACAAGCCUGUUGUUGGAGCUCCAGUCCAAAUCAAAAUUGCCCAGCCGAGUACUGUUCUUUCACAGCCAACUGGGAUUCCACAGGCAGUCAAAGUCAAGCAACUAAUUUGGAUGAAUGACUGUCUGUGCUGGUUCUUACUGUUUCAGGUGGUCCAGCAGCCUUCAUCAGGCUUUGCAAAACAAGCGCCCACACUUGCCCAUUCCUCAGCGUUGAGCAUUCAGAAAUCUGGGCAGAAGAAGAUGCCAGUGAACACCGUAAUACCUACCAGUAAGUUCCCUUCAGCUUCUAUUCUAAAGCAAAUUACUCUGCCCGGAAAUAAAAUUCUGUCGCUUCAAGCACCUACUAUUCAGAAACAUAAAAUAAAAGAGAAUGGAGCAACAUGCUUCAGAGAUGAGGAUGACAUCAAUGAUGUGACGUCCAUGGCGGGGGUCAACCUCCAGGAAGAAAAUGCCUGCAUAUUAGCAACAAACUCUGAACUGGUUGGCACACUCAUUCAGUCAUGUAAAGAUGAACCAUUUCUUUUCAUUGGAGCUCUUCAAAAAAGAAUUUUAGAUAUUGGUAAAAAGCAUGACAUUACAGAACUUAACUCUGAUGCUGUGAACUUGAUCUCCCAUGCAACGCAGGAGAGAUUACGAGGCCUUCUAGAAAAAUUGACCACAAUUGCUCAGCAUCGGAUGACUACUUACAAGGCAAGUGAAAAUUAUGUCCUUUCUAGUGAUACCAGGUCACAGCUUAAAUUUCUUGAAAAGCUGGAUCAACUGGAGAAACAGAGAAAGGAUUUAGAAGAAAGAGAAAUGUUACUUAAGGCAGCCAAGAGUCGUUCCAAUAAAGAAGACCCGGAACAGCUGAGAUUAAAGCAGAAAGCCAAAGAGUUACAGCAGUUGGAACUUGCACAGAUACAGCACAGAGAUGCUAAUCUCACAGCCCUUGCAGCUAUUGGACCAAGGAAGAAGAGACCACUAGAAUCUGCAAUUGAGGGCUUAAAAGACUGCAUUCUUCCUUCUGGGACAUCCAGCCUAACAGCCACCAAGCAGCUGCUUCGUCCAAGAAUCACACGAGUCUGCCUCAGGGAUUUGAUAUUUUGCAUGGAACAGGAAAGAGAGAUGAAGUAUUCCCGAGCUCUGUACCUGGCCCUUCUGAAGUGACCACUCCACUCUCCAUGCAGAUCCUUGCUGUUUACUGCCAAAGAAGACGUAAUAAGCAUUGUUGCACUAUCCUAAAAUUCCCAUUUCUGAAAAAUAAUCACCAGUAUGGAAAAGCAUUGUUUACAACUACAAACUGUUAUUAAGUCUCACCUAAACAUCCCGUGGGGUUCUUACAGACCAGAACUUAGCUUUCUUUUCUGAAAAUCAGCUGUGAAACACAGUUUACACAGAACUGGACUUCUGCCUACUUGUGCGUUUAAUUAUAAUUUGUUAUUAUUCAUUUUGUUUGCCAAACUAUAGUAGUUUGAGAUGUUUUUCUCUAACAUGUUACUGUUU